AUGGGGCCCCCGGGCAAUAGGGGUUCAUGGGGCCCCUGUGUCCUUGCCCAAACUCAAAAAAGCCUACAUAUCUAAUGAUGGACAAAGGAUCUGAAUCCAGUGCCAUCCACCCUUUUAAAGUUUCACACAUGGCAGUCUCCGGUGACAUAGACUUACAUACAGGGGCGGACUGACAACUCAUGGGGCCCCCGGGCAAUAGGGGAUCAUGGGGCUCCUGUGUCCUUGCCCAAAAUAAAAAAAGCCUAUGAAAAAGGUACCAGGGGCAUCUCAUGGGGCCCCCUACUGACCCCAGGCCCUCGGGCAGUGCCCAAGUUUCCAAAUGGUCAGUCCGCCCCUGC
Messenger RNA from Staurois parvus, 338 nucleotides. The record is from the annotation of a GenBank genome assembly. NCBI's taxonomy places the organism in Eukaryota, Metazoa, Chordata, Amphibia, Anura, Ranidae.